CACUGCACCACUGUCAUGCCCUCCAUGGGUAUGCAGAUGGCCGGCUGCGCCCUCGGCCUCUUGGGCUGGAUCGGCGUGCUGAUCGCGUGCGGCUCGCCCAUGUGGCGCGUAACCGCCUUCAUCGGCAGCACCAUCGUCACGUCGCAGGUCAUGUGGGAGGGUCUGUGGAUGAGCUGCGUGGUCCAGAGCACAGGCCAGAGUCAGUGCAAGGUCUACGAUUCCAUGCUGGCUCUGAGCCAGGACCUCCAGGCCGCCCGGGCCCUGGUGGUGGUCUCCAUCAUCAUCGGGCUCGCCGGUGUUCUGGUGGCCUUCGCCAGUGGCAAGUGUACCAGCUUCAUCCCUGACAAAAGGGCCAAAGCGAGGGCCUCAGUGGCCGGUGGAGUUCUUCUGAUCAUCAGCGGCUUCCUGUGCAUCAUCCCCGUGUCCUGGACCGCCAGUAUCAUCAUCAGGAACUUCUACAACCCGACGGUUGUGGACGCACAGAAGCGGGAGCUGGGGGCUUCUCUCUACAUCGGCUGGGGAGCCGGGGGUCUUCUGCUGCUGGGAGGGGCCCUCCUGUGCGCCAGCUGCCCCCCCAAGAGGGACGAGGCGGAUUCCGUGCACUACGUGGUGAACAGAUCCACGGGAGUGUUCAGCAAACCCAGCUCCAUGAGCUCCUACACGCCUACAAAAACGUACAUUUGAGACUAGUCAAGUACAUGCUGGGAAGGGAAAAAUGAAGGAAAAUGAAGAUGCUCGCUGUCUGGCGUGAUUUUUUUUUUAUAUAUUAUAUUGCAUAUAGAGAUGGGUGAAAAAGAAAGGGUGCAACAUUCUGAAACAAAUACUGUCUAAUUUCUCUCCUUUAGCAUUAACAAAUUCCUGUUCAGCAGUUUCCAGUCUUCAACACUGAUCUCUUUAUCAUUCUCAAUUUCCUGCAUGCUUUAAUUCUGAAAGUCAACAACAACAGUACAUAAUGGUUCUCUUGAAUGUACUUUUACGAUUAUCGCAGAAGGCAACUCUUAACAAGUGUGUACCUCCUUUUGCUUUGCCCCUUGAGAUGGACAUUUGAAAGGUUAUCAUUUUCGUCUUUCACUUUUGGGUGUCAGAAGGUGCUUGGACAGAUCUGAUAUUUUCUCACUCUGCCAAUGUGGGUGUUAGACAUUGAAUUGACAAAAGCAUUUUCUUUCUUUCUCUGCUCUCUGACUGGAUGCUGCAGAGAAACAGAAUGAUGCCAAUGUCUCAUUUUACUAUAUGACUUACUAUUCCUGUGUUGGAUGCUGACGAGACAGCUGUGACGUUUCUUAUUUUUCUCCUGUUACUUAACUCCUCUUUGUGUCGGCUAUUGGAUAAUCAGUCAAUAUUUUCUCAUUUAACUUCAGAUUAAGAUGGAUGGACAGUUGAAAGGUUUUCUCGUUUGAGCCGCGAGUUACAGUUGUUGCUGUUGGACGUUGAAUUGCGUUAGGACAUUUCCUUGCAUUACUCUGUGAGAACGGAGGAAAAAUACUUGAAAGAAGAUGCUUGCUGUCUUAAAAAAGAAAUUCUUAAAAAGACAACUCAAUAGACAACAGUCACUGCAUGUAUUCAUGAUUUCAUGAAAGUUUAUGAGUGUUUCUUGUCACAAUAAAUUUGCACUCCGUGUUCUUGUGGCUGCUGUUUGUUAAGUUCACCCACGGGAGAACCGGUUUGUCGGC
Syngnathoides biaculeatus (alligator pipefish) is the source of this 1670-nucleotide messenger RNA. RefSeq names its product claudin-4-like. NCBI's taxonomy places the organism in Eukaryota, Metazoa, Chordata, Actinopteri, Syngnathiformes, Syngnathidae. Gene Ontology annotation, molecular function: structural molecule activity. The coding region runs from base 16 to 684 and encodes 222 amino acids. Gene Ontology annotation, cellular component: bicellular tight junction; plasma membrane. Gene Ontology annotation, biological process: cell adhesion; bicellular tight junction assembly. The record is from RefSeq and is a predicted model, not a curated record. The transcript has a single exon.